Linderina pennispora is the source of this 899-nucleotide messenger RNA. RefSeq lists its product as uncharacterized. The record is from RefSeq and is a predicted model, not a curated record. Lineage: Eukaryota; Fungi; Kickxellomycota; Kickxellomycetes; Kickxellales; Kickxellaceae. The annotation marks the transcript as partial. The transcript has 3 exons.
CUAUGGUUAACUUCAAAUCCUUCGUUUCAAUUUCUGCUCACUAUCGGCGCUGCAACCGCUUCUCCCCUUGUAGCUGCCGGCACCAACCUCAAUGGGAACAACGCUGCUGCUGGCUUCUCGGCAACGCCUAUUUCCGCUGCUAUUCCGCGCAGCUCGAACACCCCUGCCCUUGACUCGACUAUUCCACAGGAAAAGAUUGGCCUGGGCUGCCGAUGCAGCCAACCAUGUGAACUUUUCCAACAGGCGGGCUCUGUACCCAAGAACACACAGGCUAAUGACCAAGGCCAAAUGUGGCUCAUCUUCCCUGAGUCUGAGCAGGUCGUGAAGCCCCCUCAGGAGAGCAACAGCCAGGUCCGCCAGACCCUAACCAAGAAUUCUUCGGCUUCUGGCAAGGCACCUGCUGCCACCCCGACUGCCGGAAAGAACGCAAAAUCUGUCUCUGCAAACGGCAAGCAGAAGGGCGUGACUGGUGGUCGUCCUGCUGGAAAGAAUCUCUGCUGCGGAUGCUGUGGAUGCUGUUGCCCAUGCUGCUGCUGCCACUGCUGCCACUGCUGCCCAUGCUGCUGCUGCCACUGCUGCCCAUGCUGCUGCUGCAAGUGCUGCUGCUGCAAGUGCUGCUGUUGCAAGUGCUGCUGCUGCCCGUGCUGCUGCUGCUGCCACGACUGCUGCGGCUGCUGCGGUGGCGGCGGCGGCGGCUACUAAGGUGGAUGGUUGGAACUAGAUUGCCAAACCACAUCACUAUCUAGUUUCACUGAAGAUCUGCAAACCAAUAGUCUUCUCCGACUUUGUUUUUUCUAUUUUAUAGAUUUAAUAUCUUGCCUCAUGAUGUUUAAUCUCUUUCUAAUCGCUGUGCUCGUUAUUCGGACACUAAUGGUUACCUAAUAUAGCCAAUAGCUGAA